Oppia nitens is the source of this 2622-nucleotide messenger RNA. It is a transcript of the gene Sec23, whose product is annotated as protein transport protein Sec23A-like. The transcript has 2 exons. Bases 148 to 2454 code for a protein of 768 amino acids. Gene Ontology annotation, biological process: COPII-coated vesicle budding; intracellular protein transport; COPII-coated vesicle cargo loading. The record is from RefSeq and is a predicted model, not a curated record. Gene Ontology annotation, molecular function: GTPase activator activity; zinc ion binding. Lineage: Eukaryota; Metazoa; Arthropoda; Arachnida; Sarcoptiformes; Oppiidae. Gene Ontology annotation, cellular component: endoplasmic reticulum exit site; COPII vesicle coat.
AUUAGUGUUGUGUUGUCUCACAUGUGAUGACGUGUUUUGAGACUAUAAUUGAAUGACUGCUGAGUUGUUCAAAGAGUUUUGACUCAACUGAUUGGUGUUCAAUCAAUAAUAGCCGUAACCACUGGUCACCCGUUGUUUACCACCGAAAUGGCCAAUUCAUUGCAAGAUUUUAUCGAGAGUUCGGAGGACGUGGACGGCGUCCGAUUCGAUUGGAAUGUAUGGCCGCAGACUAGAGUAGAGGCGGCGAAGAUUGUCAUACCAUUGAGCUGUUUGUUUACGCCGCUCAAGGAGUCGACGACCCGACCGCUGCCGACCGUACAGUACGAACCAGUGCUUUGUUCGCGACAGAACUGCAGAGCAAUUCUUAAUCCUUACUGUCAGAUUGACUUCAGAGCUCGGAUGUGGGUCUGCAACUUCUGCUUCAAUCGUAACGCAUUUCCCGCUCAAUACGCGGCCAUCAGUGAGAGCUAUCGUCCGGCGGAACUCCAGUACACGACACUCGACUAUACCAUACUUCGGGGACCGGUUGCCGUUCCGCCGAUUUUCCUCUAUGUUAUCGAUACGUGUAUUGAUGAGGAAGAGUUGGCGGCUCUUAAUGGCACAAUUCAGAUGUCACUAUCGCUUUUGCCGCCAAACGCUUUGGUCGGACUCAUCACUUUUGGCCGAAUUAUCAGUUUAUGGGAAUUAAAUGAAAAUUGUUUGAGAAGUUAUGUAUUUCAGGGCAGCAAAGACUAUACCGCAAAACAAAUACAAGAGUGGUUAGGACUGAAUCCAACACAAGGACAGACACCUCAGCCUCAACAACAACAACAACCAAACGCUCCGAAGAAUAACGCAUCGAAAUUCUUGCAACCGGUCUCUGACUGUGACUCUGUUUUGACAGAUAUUAUUGAACAAUUGACUCGUGACCUCUGGCCAACAGCACAGGGCAAGAGACCGAUUCGUUCCACUGGAGCUGCUUUGUCUAUAGCAGUGAGUUUGCUUGAAGUAGCGUAUCCUAACUGUGGCGCCCGUAUUAUGCUUUUCAUAAGUGGCCCGUGUACUACCGGACCCGGUAUGAUCAUCGAUGACGACUUGAAAAAUACUAUUCGCUCGCAUCAUGACAUCGAAAAAGAUAACGCAAAGUACAUGAAGAAAGCCAUUAAACAUUACCAGGCAUUGGCUCAGAGAAGUGCUGUCAAUGGCCAUACUAUCGACAUAUAUGCCUGUGCUUUGGAUCAGACAGGUCUUCAUGAAAUGAAAUACUGUGUCAAUUGCACGGGUGGACUCAUGAUUAUGGGCGACUCAUUUGAUUCGAGUCUUUUCAAGACAUCCUUCCAAAGAGUGUUCGCCAAAGAUGCCAAAAAUCAACUGAAAAUGGCGUUCAAUGGAAUACUCGAAGUUAAGACUUCACGAGAACUGAAAGUCUCGGGUGCUAUCGGUUCGUGUGUUAGUAUGAAUGUUAGGAAUCAAUACGUUUCCGACACUGAGAUAGGUAUUGGCAAUACUGCUCAGUGGAAGUUCUGUUCAAUGCAUCCGACAAUGAGUACGGCCUUCUAUUUCGAUGUCGUUCAGACACAAGCUGUGGCCCAACAACAGCAACAAAGAGGAUAUAUUCAGUUUAUAACACAAUAUCAGGGAACUGAUGGUUUCCGUCACGUCAGAGUCACGACAGUCGCCCGAAAUUUCGGUGCCAAUGAUUAUGCCUUCGAUCAGGAGUGCUCUUGUGUUGUCAUUGCACGACUGGCCUGUCAUAGGGCUGAAGUCGAGUCCAAUGGUCCGGACAUACUUCGAUGGCUCGAUAGGAAUCUCAUUCGUUUGUGUCAAAAGUUUGGUGAAUACCGUAAAGACAGUCCCGAAUCGUUUCAAUUGUCGUCAAACUAUUCAAUGUUUCCGCAAUUUAUGUUUCACUUAAGACGCUCUCAAUUUAUUCAAGUUUUUAACAAUAGUCCCGACGAAACAUCAUUUUAUAGACACGCCCUGUUCCUCGAGGAUUGCUAUAACUCGCUUGUUAUGAUUCAACCGACACUAUUGGCGUACAGUUUCAAUGAGGCCACACAAGCAGUCUUAUUAGACACAUCAUCCAUACAACCGGAACGCAUACUAUUGAUGGACACAUUCUUCCACAUUGUUAUAUUCAGAGGCGAAACAAUCGCCGCCUGGAAGAAACAGGGAUAUGACAAACAACCCGGAUAUGAGGCAUUCGCUCAGCUUCUGGAGGCACCCAUUAACGAUGCCAACGACUUAAUGAUGACCCGAUUUCCAUUACCACGCUAUAUAGUUUGCGAUCAGGGAUCAUCGCAGGCACGGUUCCUGCUUUCUAAAGUUAAUCCAUCGCUAACACAUAACACAACUAUGGGCUAUUAUGGCGAUCCCAAUGCCGGCGCAUCAGCUCCGGUACUCACUGACGAUGUCUCACUUCAAGUCUUUAUGGAACACUUGAAGAAGUUAGCCGUUAAUUCUAGUUCCACAUAAAAUAAUAAAUUAUUUUUUUAGUGCUUUUUGUGGUUACAAUUUGUUAUUAUAUCUAAAAUGGCCAAAAAAUAUCCGUAUUUUGCAUUCAUAAGCAAUUUAUUAUUUAAUUUAAUUUUAUAAUUAUUUAGUCAAAUAUAUAUUUCGGUAGUUUUUAAUUUUUAUAUUAGU